UUUCCGUGCUGGGUGUGAUGGAGCUCACAGUAACUCUUAUUAUCGACUAUUAUCGAUUAACUUUUGUUUUGAUUAUUUUGAUAUUAAAUGAAGUGAAAUAAUGUCUUUUAGCGCUGCGCUGAAAACCGGAAGUUCUCCUCACGCUGGUCUUGCCGACGGGGAGCACAAACAGGAAGUGAUGAACUCCGCCGGUCACUCUUUAAGGCUGGACGGGCAAACAGAGCGCAGCGACGCUUUAGCGCUGAUUUAGCGCUGAAAUCCCGUUUAAUAUGGCUUUAAAGAUCUGCUGUCGGCUGGCGCGGCGCCUCGCGCGUGCUGUGGGGCGGAGAGACGGCUUUGCUGCAGGACCUCCCGCGCGGCGCUCGGCGGCGGGUUUACAGUACCAAUAUGCUGUUGCAAAGCAGAGGCCUUCGUGUUCCUGGCGAAGCCUCUGUUCAGCUAGCCAGUCGUCUCCAGUGGUGACUUAUGAAGAGUUGAAGAAGCUGCUAGUAGCCAAGUCGGGUGUGGUCGUAGACGUACGAGAGCCCUGGGAGCUAAGAGAGUAUGGCAAUAUCCCCGGGUCCAUUAACGUCCCCUUGGGGCAGGUGAACGGUGCUCUGCAGCUCAAACCAGAAGAGUUUAAGGAGAAGUAUGGAGGCAGCAUGCCUUCGACCACCGAAAACGUGGUCUUCACCUGUCUGGCGGGAGCCAGGAGUAUCAAAGCGUUGGAGGCUGCCGUGUCUUUAGGAUACUCCAAUGCUCAGCACUACCCUGGAGGAUGGCAAGACUGGGCCAAGCAUGAAAUCCUGCAGACCAAAGACUGACAUCCUCUUUAUGGUAGCACUGUGAUUUUAAUAUAAAAAUGAUUAAUAAUAUGAAGCUUGCUGUGGACACUCCUCUGCAUUUAGUGUUAAAGGACAAAAGAAACUGGACAGGAAACAAGAGGAACUGCUUGGAAUGAGGUGCACCAACACUACUGACUGAUAUUUUGUCAUAGUUAUGGUAGAAUUUUAACUUUAACAGUGUAAGACUAUCGAGGAUUCGAUACAGCGGAACAGUGCGAGUGAUUUCAGCUGUUGUAGUGGUUUCAUUAAUGUACCAUAAUUAGUCAAAAA
Colossoma macropomum (tambaqui) is the source of this 1094-nucleotide messenger RNA. It is a transcript of the gene tstd3, whose product is annotated as thiosulfate sulfurtransferase like domain containing 3. Gene Ontology annotation, cellular component: mitochondrion. Bases 270 to 803 code for a protein of 177 amino acids. The transcript has 4 exons. Gene Ontology annotation, molecular function: thiosulfate-cyanide sulfurtransferase activity. The record is from RefSeq and is a predicted model, not a curated record. Lineage: Eukaryota; Metazoa; Chordata; Actinopteri; Characiformes; Serrasalmidae.